AUGAAGGACACCUCACCUCCCAUUCUUCCUCUUGAAGUGGUCCGAAAUGGCACACCCUCUCGGAAGGAUCAACUCUCCGAAGAAGAAGAAGUAAAUCUUCAACUUUAUGGAUGCCAAUUAAUUCAGGAUGCUGGAAUUUUAUUGGAAUUACCACAGACCACUAUUGCUCAUGGACAGAUUAUUUUUCAUCGGUUUUAUAUGAAGAAAUCUAUGAAAGAAUUUUGUGUGAGACAUGUAGCGAUGGCUAGCCUUUUUAUUAGUUGUAAAAUUCAAGAGACUCAUCGCUCCCUGUUUCAUUAUCUCCAAGUUUUUGUUGAUUUGAUAUAUCCCGAACUUUAUUAUAUAUCUCCGGAUGUUGUGGAUUUGUUAAAAUCACACUUGAUCAGAACUGAAAGAUAUAUUUUAGUUGAAUUAGGAUUUACAUUCUAUAAUAUUGAACUUCCUCAUCAGUACAUUUUGUUUGUCAUGCACAUUUUGGAAGGUCACGAAGAUUUAACUCAAACGGCUUGGAAUUAUUGCAAUGACGCCUUGAGAUCAUCUGUUUUGAGUCUUUCCACUAAACCCCAAGUAAUUGCAUGUGGAGCUGUUUUCAUGAGUGCCAAAGAUCACACACGAGCACUCCCCGAAAACCCACCUUGGUGGCAAUUAUUUAACACCACUCGGGAAGAUUUGGAAUUUGUUGAAAAACAUUUAAAAGAAAUGUAUUCGAGACCAAAAGCUGUCUACAAGGAUGUAUUGAGAGAAACUUCCCCCUCUCGUGUUGGACUUUCGGAUAUUGAGAAUCACAUUAAUAGCAACAAAAAACUGAAAAGUACAGAAGAAGCAAGAGAGUCAAAAAGAAGAGCCUAUGAAGAUCAAGGAAAUCGUAAUUAUUACAAUGCUGGAUCAAGCAGUGGAUACAGCAGUAGCAGCAGUAGUAGCUAUUCUGUGCAAAGAGCAACCACCACAAGUUCUCGAGGAGGAGGACAUUACUACUACCAAAAAGAUGUCAGUGAUCAUAAGCGAAGAUAA
Molecule: messenger RNA, 1011 nt
Organism: Naegleria fowleri
Lineage: Eukaryota; Heterolobosea; Eutetramitea; Acrasida; Naegleriidae
Exons: 1
Coding region: 1-1011 (336 amino acids)
Biological process (GO): regulation of transcription by RNA polymerase II
Cellular component (GO): nucleus
Molecular function (GO): cyclin-dependent protein serine/threonine kinase regulator activity
Source: RefSeq, a predicted model, not a curated record